Molecule: messenger RNA, 1897 nt
Organism: Aedes aegypti (yellow fever mosquito)
Lineage: Eukaryota; Metazoa; Arthropoda; Insecta; Diptera; Culicidae
Gene: Ate1
Product: arginyl-tRNA--protein transferase 1
Exons: 6
Coding region: 164-1651 (495 amino acids)
Biological process (GO): protein arginylation
Cellular component (GO): cytoplasm
Molecular function (GO): arginyl-tRNA--protein transferase activity
Source: RefSeq, a predicted model, not a curated record
UUGGACUGUUGUUGUUUUUGGCUGUCAUCAAAUCGAUGACGAAAGUUUUAUUUUGCAGAUCGUCCGAAUUUUGUUCUGCAGAGGAAAAAACGAAAUUUUUUUUACAGCAAUAGUGCAAUUAGCCCAUAAAAGUGUUGAAAAUUAGUUCAAGUUGCCGGCGACGAUGUUUACGAUAGUGGAUUUCUAUGGAAAGCAAUCGGAUUACAGCUGCGGUUACUGCAAGCAACCCUCAUCCUGCCAGUCGCACGGAAUGUGGGCGCACACCAUGACAUGCCAGGACUAUCAGGACCUAAUUGACCGGGGCUGGCGUCGAUCCGGAUGCUACUGCUACAAGCCGGAAAUGAACACCACCUGCUGCCCGUCGUACACGAUCAAGUGCGAUGCGAUGAGCUUCCGGUUGAGCAAGUCGCACAAAAAGAUCAUCAAACGAAUCAACAAGUUUCUCAAGGAUGGUAUUAAAGGAAAGGACGACGGAGGAGCUGAAGAUGAAGGAGGUUCUGGGACUCAUGGUGAAAGUGGCGGCGGAGAUAUUGAAAUGGGAGACAUAGCUCGUAAUCCUCGGAAGGAAUUGGAUUUAAAUAACGUCCGAGCGUUGAAUCGUAAAGAAGACGAAAGAGAAGAGCCUUCACAUGACGUCGUCGAUGGAUUAUGUCUAGCGAAGGACAGGAACGCUGGGAGUAGUUCCAAUCUAUCCACCAAGUCGUCGACCGGUGGGGGUGGACAGCCACCGAAGAAAGCGAAACUGCUAAGAAUUGAACGGAAGAGAGAGAAACUGAUACAGAAAGGAUUGAAUGCGGAAGAGAUUGAACAGAAGAUGAAGGAGGCCAAGGGGAAAAACGUUGAGAAAAGUUUGGAGGAUUUUCUCGACGAAGCACCAAAGGAAGAUGACCAGGCGGCUCAUAGGCUAAAGCUUGUUACCGUCUGUACCUCGACAACCGAAUUCAAACAAAGCCUAGAAGCCUCUUUCGCAGUGUACGAGAAGUACCAAACCCAGGUGCACAACGAUCCGCCCAAAAAAAUUGACGAAUAUCUGGCCUUCUUGGUCACGUCUCCCCUCAAGUUUACUACGGGUUCAAACUCGCCCAACUGUGGCUUUGGAUCGUUUCAUCAGCAGUACUGGUUAGAUGAUCGUCUCAUCGCUGUGGGAGUCAUCGAUAUCCUUCCGAGCUGUGUCAGUUCGGUGUACUUUUUCUAUGAUCCUGAAUUUAGGUUUUUGUCAUUGGGGACAUAUGCAUCCUUAAGGGAACUAGCAUUCACGCGCAAGCUACACCAGCACACGCCCAGUAUUGCCAACUACUACAUGGGAUUCUACAUCCACUCGUGUCCCAAGAUGCGCUACAAGAGCAAUCUUUAUCCGUCGUAUCUGCUGUGUCCGGAAGUGUACAGCUGGCACCUGCUGGACGCACGAGUUGUACAAAAGCUAGACCAAAACAAGUAUUGCCGCCUGAACGAGGAUCCCAAAGCCGUGGACCGGAAUGCGGUGGGACCUGAGGAUAUAGAAAAGGUGCUCAUUCUGCAUGGCAGUUCUUAUCGGCGGUAUUCGCUGUAUAUGAAAAUGAUUGGUCUGAAGCACCCGGAUGAGAACACGCGCUUAUACGCGAAUCUUGUUGGGAGAGAAUGCUCUGCGCGCAUGCUACUUUACGAAGCGUAAGAUGAUAAAGCAAAGCUUGAGUUAUGUAUCAACUGUCUGUUAAUAUGAAUCUUAAAUUUUACCGCGCUGUAUUGUGCUACGAGCCGAUAGUUCACUUGCUUUAAAGAUUGUAAACUCUAUUAUUGCUGUACCGUUGACAAACGAAGUGUACCUUACUCUAUGUGAUAAUUUCACAGCCAUAUGGGCAACUGAAAGAUCACCUAGCGAUCAUUCACGAUUUAAAAAUAUAUCUGGUUUCCUAAUGCA